Striga hermonthica is the source of this 1614-nucleotide messenger RNA. Lineage: Eukaryota; Viridiplantae; Streptophyta; Magnoliopsida; Lamiales; Orobanchaceae. The record is from the annotation of a GenBank genome assembly.
AUGUGUAAAUUAUCCGUCAGACUGAUCUUCAACAGCUUGGAUUUGAGCAGGAGAUUGAGGCUUUUGAAGAAAGAGGGUCUGUUCCAGAGGUGCUCGUACAGUAUUCUGAAUCGCUUCCAGAGGUCGACCGCCGGCGGCGAUGGACUGAGGAGCAGCAAAUGCGAGGUUAAGUUGGAAAGUAAUGUCGCGAACAGUCAUAUCUCGUCGGAGGAUGAAUUGGCCGGUUAUGGCGAUCGGUGGAAGCCUGAAAUUGCUUGGCUGGGUAAAGCUCUCGAACCGGCUUUGCAGCUGUACAAAUGGGCUCUUCCAACAGGUCGUGGGAUUGAACUUAAGCCACCACCCACUGAUAGGUCCCUUUCCGAUAUUUUUGCAAGCAUACAAAGGAGUAAGCUUGGAAUUCAGGAUUGGAGUCUCAGUGAUCUUACUAUUGGCUUGUACCUCCUGUAUCUUAGGCAAGCAUCCACAACUUCUGUUGAAGAUGUGAAGGGCGAAAUUGUCUCAUCGGAACUCAUGGUUCAGGAUUUCAUAUACCACACGGAACUAGCAAAGGGUGCUUACAAAGAUAAUGCAGCUGGCCUGGCAAGGAAUAGCAUGAUCAGAGAAAAAAAUGUAAUCAAGUUUGUUAAGAACUCCAGCGUGCUGAGACCUGGGUAUUAUAUAGGAAUCGACACGCGGAAAAAACUCGUCAUUCUUGGUAUACGUGGGACCCACACAGUCUAUGACCUCAUCACUGACAUCAUAUCUUCUGGUCAUGAGGAUAUUACGACCGAAGGUUAUUCGACACACUUUGGCACAGCUGAGGCGGCUCGUUGGUUUCUUAAUCAUGAGAUGGAUACUAUCAGAAAGUGCUUAGAUAAACACAAGGGUUUUAGAUUGAGGCUCGUUGGUCAUUCACUCGGAGGUGCAACUGCUUCAUUGCUUGCAAUUAAACUUAGGAAAAAGUCAAUGAAGGAGCUUGGGUUCAGUCCUGAUAUAAUCUCAGCCGUUGGAUAUGCCACCCCACCUUGUGUCUCCAAAGAAUUAGCUGAAAGUUGCUCCGAUUUUGUGACUACGAUUGUCAUGCAGGAUGAUAUUGUCCCGAGAUUGAGUGUUUCUUCUUUGACAAGAUUGAGGAAUGAAAUUGUUGAAACUGAUUGGGAAAGUGUUUUCAGUAAAGAAGAUUGGAAAGGUGUAAUUGAUCUGGUUACUAAUGCAAAGCAAGUUGUGACCUCUGUGCAAGAUGUAGCUCGUAAAUUUGCCGAGUAUGCUAAAUUCAGAGGGCAGUCAAAAUAUUCUGAGACGCCCACGAAGAAGAGGGAAAUCCCAAUUGCCACUAGUUCUAAUAAGUACUCAGAUAAACCUGGUCUUGAAAAACGAGCAGCCAGCAAAGCAACUGAGGAUUUGUUUGUGCCCGGGAUUGUUUAUUACUUAAAACGGAAUGUGGAUUCUGAAGGCAAUCGCAAACGAAUUGAAUACUUCACGCUGUUGAGAAGAAACCCAGGUGAGCAUUUUCAAAGGAUACUGCUUUCUAGCAACUUAAUUUCAGACCACAAAUGCGAUAGCCAUUAUUAUGCUCUGAGGGAUGUACUUAAAGGUUUGCCGAGUUCUUUGGAUGAUAGAACAAUCAGUCAAUAG